Messenger RNA from Oldenlandia corymbosa var. corymbosa, 558 nucleotides. The record is from the annotation of a GenBank genome assembly. NCBI's taxonomy places the organism in Eukaryota, Viridiplantae, Streptophyta, Magnoliopsida, Gentianales, Rubiaceae.
AUGUACCAAUACUUAAAUUAUCAUCUUGAGUUGGAUGAUGGGGAUCAGCCGCCAAUUAUCACAAAUACUAGUACUUGGAUGCUUGAAGAAUAUUAUUCAAAUCAUUCUAGCUUCACUUCUACUACUAAUACUAAUACACCGUUUGUGUCAUCAUCUCAAAUGAUCAGCAAUGGAGGAUCCUUCGAUGGCGUGCCAAUGGAUCAGCAUGAUGAUAAUUUCAUGCAGCUUGAUGAUAAAUGCAAGAAGGAUGAGAAGAAAGCUAAGGUUAAAGGACAAGUUAUUGCACUUCGAACACGAACAGAACUGGAGACUUUGGAUGAUGGGUUCAAAUGGAGGAAGUAUGGGAAGAAAAUGGUGAAGAGUAACCCUAAUCCUAGGCAUUACUAUAAAUGCUUAAUUGAAGGAUGCAACGUCAAGAAAAGAGUAGAAAGAGAUGGAGAAGAUUCAAGCUAUCUGAUAACUACCUAUUUUGGGAAGCACAACCAUGAAAGCUCCGGCGCUGUUUACUGUGAUCGAUCGCCUUUCGUCCUCAUGCUCCGGCCAUCUCAAUCUACCUAA